Pyrus x bretschneideri (Chinese white pear) is the source of this 438-nucleotide messenger RNA. RefSeq lists its product as uncharacterized. Lineage: Eukaryota; Viridiplantae; Streptophyta; Magnoliopsida; Rosales; Rosaceae. The transcript is spliced from 2 exons. The record is from RefSeq and is a predicted model, not a curated record. Bases 1 to 438 code for a protein of 145 amino acids.
AUGGCCUAUGGCUCCCUAGUUGAUUCGAUGGAUGAAGCCCACGGUAUGUCUGAGUCUACAUGCCUUGAUACUCUUGCUGAAUUCUGUGACACAAUUGUUAAAGAUGAAUACCUCUACGAGCCAAAUCAAGAAGAUCUGGAUCGGCUCAUUCGUAAAGCUGAAGACCGUGGGUUUCCAGGCAUAAUAGGGUCAUUAGACUGCAUACAUUGGGAUUGGAAGAAUUGUCCCACCGGAUGGCAAGAAGGCUUCAGUAGAAGGUUAAGAAAGUCAACUAUUGUGUUAAAGGUGGUUACCUCCUUGACGGAAGGUAAAGCACCUCAACUUGACUACUACAUCAACGAUUGUCAGUACAAUAUGAGGUAUUACUUAGCAUAUGACAUCUACCUAAAGAGGGCGACACUUGUCCAAGCAAUUCCAAACCCUGCGAAUGACGCCUAA